Molecule: messenger RNA, 516 nt
Organism: Eptesicus fuscus (big brown bat)
Lineage: Eukaryota; Metazoa; Chordata; Mammalia; Chiroptera; Vespertilionidae
Gene: IL26
Product: interleukin 26
Exons: 5
Coding region: 1-516 (171 amino acids)
Source: RefSeq, a predicted model, not a curated record
AUGCGGUGGAAUUGCAUUUUGACGUCUGGGUUGCUGUUUGCCACUCUAUCUCUUGCUAUUGCCAAGCACAAGCAACCUUCCUUCACCAAGAGCUGUUACCCAAGGGGAACACUGUCCCAGGCUGUUGACAUGCUCUAUGUCAAGGCAGCGAGGCUCAAAGCAACAAUUCCAGAAGACAGCAUAAAAAACAUACGAUUAUUAAAAAAGAAAUCAAAAAAGCUAUUUAUGAAAAACUGCAGAUUCCAAGAACAGCUUCUGUCCUUCUUCAUGGAAGAUGUUUUUGGGCAACUCCAAUUACAAGUUUGCAAGGAAAUGCACUUUGUGGAAGAAUUUCACAGCCUUAGGCAGAAACUGAGCCGCUGUAUUUCCUGUGCUUCAUCAGCUAGAGAGAUGAAAUCCAUUACCAGGAUGAAAAGAACAUUUUAUGGGAUUGGAAACAGAGGAAUCUACAAAGCCAUCAAUGAAUUGGAUAUUCUUCUUUCCUGGAUUAAACAAUUCCUAGAAAAUAUUAAGUAA